Molecule: messenger RNA, 2043 nt
Organism: Coregonus clupeaformis (lake whitefish)
Lineage: Eukaryota; Metazoa; Chordata; Actinopteri; Salmoniformes; Salmonidae
Exons: 5
Coding region: 251-1444 (397 amino acids)
Source: RefSeq, a predicted model, not a curated record
UCUAGAGCUGAUUUGCAACCCGCCGAAACAGAUCUGGAGAAGAAGGAAAAUGUCUCCUGUCUCCACACGCACCGUUCUAGGAUCAGCUGGCCGUUAGGAAAACGCAAACAGCAAAGUGACCCCCGUUUGUGUUUUUUCUGUCUUAUAGACUACCCAAAACUGACACUGCGACAAAUACAGAAAGGUUCAGGAGAAACUCUCGGCACAAAACAGUCACCCAGGAAGUGAAGAGGAAGUGACAUCAGAGCAAAUGGAACCAAAUCCCAGCCUGGCGGGGGUGGACUCCCAGGGCAACAUGGUGUUCAGAGUGGUUAAGCCUGUCAUGGGCAUCUUCCAAGUCUCCUCAGAACAGACCAACUCUGUAGGACAUGGGGGGUCGCAGCAGAUGAUGGUCGGGGGGCUGACAGGGUUACCAGGGUUAUCCAACCUCCCCUCCAUGGUGCUGGGGGAUGGACAGGGACAGGACCAGCAGCGAAUUGGGGACGUGAACCAGAUGCAAGCCCAGAUUCAGAUCCCGGCAGGGGACAUGACCCAGGUUGCCGCUCCAAACCACAACCACGUACCCCAUGUUCCAUUUGCAGAGGUGUCGUCUCUCCUGGACCCCAACAUGAAGAGUUCCAAGGCCCGUAAGUACCUGAUUCCCUAUGACGAGAUCAAGCGUCGUCUGGAGGCUCCAGAGAAGAUGUCUCUGCGUUCGCUAGCAGCCUACACCAGGGUCAGCCGUGGCCCGGCCAGCAAGAAAACCCUGCAGGAGUCUCUAAAUAUACUGGGCCUUACUCCUAGCACUACUACAUCUGUGUCUUCCUCCUUUUCCAAGCUCACAGAGGGUGACACCAAAGCCCUGUAUAACGACAUGAAGGACUUUGCCCAUGACUACAUGGACUUUGGCAACAUGGCCAAGCAGCUUAUACCAGAGACCAACCCUGUCCAACACUGGUCCAAGGUUAUAGAAACCAGGAGCCACCUGGAGGCGAUGAGGAAGUGCUUCCGUGACCCGGUCAACAGUGCGUUGUUCGACAACGUGACUCACGGCCUGGGCCUCGGGAUGCUCGACGCCGCCCUCGACAUGAUCACCAUGGUGAUCGACAAACAAAUUCGCAUCCUGUCCGGCGCCGCAGCAACCGAUCCCGUCGACACCGGCCCGCCAAUGAGACGCAUGCGCCGCCGUCAGCGCAAGCCCCGAGGCAACGACAAACCGCACCGGUCGGCGGGCGUUGUUAAAGGUCAAGGGAAAGGGGCAGGGAAGGGCAAAGGAAGGGGCAGAGGCAGGAAGAAGGUGCGGCUGCAGGAGUCUGGAGCUCCGGUUGGUGUUGCCAUGGAUACAACCCAGCAGCAGGAUCAAGAGCAUUGUCAGCCGGAAGAUGUGGAGAGCAGUGUUCUCACACUCGUCUCCGUUGGUUAUGAGACCAUCUCCAGCGGCUUCAACACCACAGGACAGAUUUGAAGACGUUUAACGGUUAAACAAGCAAUGCUUAACACAGGUUUCGGACUUCGCUAAACAUUUCUUCCGGUGGGGAAGCUGGGAGCGGAACUGUCUUAGUAACGUUGUGGAACAUUGUGAUGUUUAGACACAACUCUGGUCUGGCCCACAGAACCCCACUGAGAGGGAGGCGUUCAGUGACGUCACAGCAUUUUGGUUUAUAAUUUUAGUUUAGUUUUUGAGUGUUGCAGCUGUUGCCUACUGAUAAAUUCAAUCAGUUGAAGUUAGAUUUUUUUGUCAGUCAGCACAGAGGUGACGAACGCAGCUUUGUUGAAGUGGAAAUCAAGUCAGUCGAAAGAGAACUGAUUAUAUUGAAAAACCUACAAUGUAGAAAUGAGUCUUAAUUCUGUUCUUUGGAUAAGGCCAUCCCUUCAUUUCACCUACUCAUCUGGUAUUGGAUAGCCCAGUUUAUUGAUAUAAUGAGUAGGCCAGUUAUAGCCCUCUCUCAAUCUCCAUGAUUGUAACAUUGGGAACAUAUCCAGCCAGUACUUUGUCAAUGAUUGUAUGUUUAUAUUGAAACCUGGAUUGCUGAAAUACUUGUAUUAAAGCUUUAAUUUUAUUAA